CAUGUGCCUUGUUUCUAGGCCCGACAACAGACCGUCCGUCCUCUCUCGUCGUUGUUGCCGUCGUCGACUUCGUAUUCAACAACAUUGGGCCCAACCCUCCGUCGCUCUCUUCCCCCUCGAGACCCACGCCCCGCACUCUGUCUGCAGCCACUGCUUUGCCUGACACGUGUGGUGUUGUUCUGGUACCAGUGUCUUUUGGUUGCAUCAUCGCACGUUCCACCUCUUUUCGCCUUCUUCAAGACCACCAGUACUCCUUCACCUCGCCGUAAAGCCAUCACCACAACAACAACCACAACAACCGCCGCAACCGCCACCAUGGUAUAUAUUACCUCCGACCUCUUCGGCCCCAGCACCGCACGCGAUUGGGAACAAGACGGCACAUCACACAGUUGGCACACCAUUGCCCCCGACCAGCCCGCCGCCGGUCUUGGCAAGAGAAAGCGACAAGUAGGCGAUGACAGACCACAACUAUACGAACGCCCAUGUACCUCACUUCACACAUCCGGCACCGAUAUCUCUCCAAAGAGCAUUCCACGUCAACACCGCUCAUCCCUAAGCCGUGACACCACCCGCCUCCACCACCCCAAUACCCCGCCAUUCGACUCCAACAACAACCUCUCCUACGCCUUCCUCCCUUCAAAACCCAUCGACUUCUCGUCAGACCGCCGGCCUGUCAAACAGCUCAAACGCUUCAGUCCUAAAGCCUCCCUCAUAAAAUCAACCUCGCACCUCAUGGAUAUCGAUCUCGACGUUCAAUCACCUACUACCUGCGGGACGCCGGCACAUCACCAUGCCGUCUCCGAUCUGCGUUCGUGCCAUGCGUGCAAGAAGGCACCCACGCGAAAGAAGGAUCUGGAAAACUAUCUCGACUGCAGAAGGUGCGAGGGGAGAACGUGCUUCAUUUGCGCGAGGCAGUGUGUUGGCUGUGCCAAGGCGAUUUGUAAAAAGUGUAUAGUGGAGGUGGGGGAAGAGGGGGAUGCCUGGUGUUUGGAUUGUUACUCGCGGACUAUCAAUUCUUAAGCUUGGAAUUUUGUGUCCUUAGUUUGGACUUUCUUUUCUUUAGCUUAGUUUUUUCUUUACAUCUAUUUUUGCUCAUUUGAUCUUUUUGGCGCUGGCUUUUCGCAUCUUUUUACUAUGGACCUUUUUUGGCAUGUGUUUCCGUCCGUACAGCGAGCAUUUGCGUCUUUUUCUUUGGCGUCUCUAUCUCAUCAACGUACGGAUGCAUGCGAUAAUU
Molecule: messenger RNA, 1234 nt
Organism: Bipolaris sorokiniana ND90Pr
Lineage: Eukaryota; Fungi; Ascomycota; Dothideomycetes; Pleosporales; Pleosporaceae
Exons: 1
Coding region: 316-1020 (234 amino acids)
Source: RefSeq, a predicted model, not a curated record